AUGAAUAUCUCUCUUCUUGAAUCUCAGCAAUUUAAUUUCUUCAAGAUGCAUCUUCUUCUUAUUGCCUUGGCCAUUGCCACCCUAACGUGUCUCCUGUCUUCGACACUGCUCGGUAUCUUUCGUGCUGUUCGUUCCCCACUUCAAAAGAUUCCAGGGCCAUGGUACGCACCAUUGACUACUUUCCACCUGCGAUAUCUCUUUUCUACCGGCGAAAUUUGGAAACUUGUACAACGUAGUCACGCAAAGUAUGGCCCGAUAUGUCGUCUUGGUCCAAGGCAUAUCUGGGUUUCCGACAAAGAGUCUCUGAAGCAGAUCCUGUCAACGAUUGACCUCCCCAAGGUUGCCAUGUAUGCCGAGAUUUCUCGAAACCGGAAGAGUCCCGGUCUCUUUGGUGAAAUUCGUUUCCAUCCCCAUAAGCGCCUCAAGAGGUUUCUUUCUCCAGCGUUCACUGUGGGCUAUGUGGAUAAUUUGGAGGCUGUCUUCAAGGGCGUGAUGCGAGACCUUCUCCAAAACUACGCGACGCUUCUGGUUGAAGAUGUUUCGUCUGUAGAAGGUGUCCAAACUGAUCUCAUGGAUGAUCUUCACAAAGCAGCGCUUGAUAUCAUGGGAGAAAGCUCAUUCAGUAAGGGCUUUGGGCAGGUGAAGCCCAAUGAACCAUCUGGCGAUCCUCAGAUGGAUGAGACAUGGAAAUCCGUUCCGAGAUCCAUUUUUGAUGGUCUGGCAGACAGAUACAAGCGCUCGGACGAGAAAAAGCACUCGCCAGAUCUCCUUCAGCACCUCAUCGAGAAUGGUAAAAGGCCAGAUAACGAAGAGGCAAUGAACUCGCGGGAUAUCCUGGACCAGAUGUCCGAGAUCCUCCUCGCUGGCUCAGAAACAACUUCUGGUACUAUCGCCUGUUUGUUCUUGGAGCUUGCACGCAAUCCUCGAGUCCGGGCUAAGCUUCUCGCAUCCCUCCCUGCUAUUAGACAUGGUGAUGUUGAUAAUAUCAUCGUUAGCAAGACUGUUCGAGAUUCGGGGAAGUUCCUGUAUCUGGAAGCUUGUAUCAAGGAAAACCUUCGCCUUCAUCCAAUUGCAUUCGAGAUGGGUCGCCGUACUGGUGACCAGUGGAUCAACUUAAUGGGAUACGAUCUGCCUCCCCACACAGUGGUCUCUGCCUCAUAUCGAGAUCUUCAUCGUAAUGAAGAUUACUGGCCAGAUGCAUUGAGCUUCAUCCCUGAGAGAUGGCUUCCUGACAGUGAGAGAGGCGAUUUCCCUGCAGCUGAGUAUGUUGUUGCAACCCUUUUCUUGAUGGAACGCCUGCUGACUUCCCUUGGCAGUACGACAGCGUACUUUCCUUUUUCUGCCGGAAGACACUCGUGCAUCGGCAUCAAGUUAGUCCUCACCUUGGCAUUUUCGAAAGUCAUUGGCUACCGUACUAACACUCGACCUCCUCACAGCUUUGCUUGGGCGGAGAUGAGAAUGAUUGCAGCCAAUCUUCUGACCAGAUACGACAUUACAGAAGUGCCCGGGCAGGUGGUAGACUUCCGCCAAUUUAUUACCAUGCAAUUCGACACCGGCCACUGGAAUGUGAUUCUGCAGAGGCGGAAAUAA
Molecule: messenger RNA, 1590 nt
Organism: Fusarium musae
Lineage: Eukaryota; Fungi; Ascomycota; Sordariomycetes; Hypocreales; Nectriaceae
Exons: 4
Coding region: 1-1590 (529 amino acids)
Molecular function (GO): oxidoreductase activity, acting on paired donors, with incorporation or reduction of molecular oxygen; heme binding; iron ion binding
Source: RefSeq, a predicted model, not a curated record